CAAAAUGAGAGCAAAAUUAUGGGAUAAUUUUCAUCCAGAAAUUUUCUAUGGGGGGGGCUAACUUAACUGACCCCUCUAUACUUCACCUUUCUCAAUAAAAAUGUAAUUAUAUUCCACCCCUUUUUGUCCAAUUUUCUCCUGGACUAUUAGGAAUAAACCUAAAAAACCUAGUAUAUUUGGAAUCAGGUUUAAAAGGCUAAUUCAAUGGGACAAUAAUAUACGGGGUUUUCCAUUUAAAAAAGUAUAACUUUGCUUCGCCACACUUUUGUGACACACCCAGUAUACUUGUAACUAAGAUCAUUUGAAAACUUUCUGAUAUUACUCACCUACAACUUUCACAUUUCCUACCAUUGAUCCAAUAUAUUUAUCUCAGCUGAAUAAUGUAUACCUAAAAAAAUUCCAAUUUGAGGAUUUAUAGAAAUAAUAUUGAAAUUUAAAUUAAUAAAUCACGAAAAUAUGUAAUGCUUGUUUAAUUAAAAAAAAAAAAAACCCACAUUAUCAAUUUCCGACAAUUAUUAUGACGACAAACAUUUAGAUUUUCAUUUAUUCCCGGCCUGAUAUUAUAAAACACCAGUUAGUUUAUUCAACAAUAGUUUUUCUUUGUUGCUAAAAAUGUCUCGAAAUAAUUGUUCCUACAAUCGAAUAAAUCAAGAUGAUUAUUGUGAAAAUCAGGCUCAAGAUUACCAGGAAAAAAUGGGCAAAAAAUGGGACAAAUUCCUAUUGCUCAUGUGGAAAAACUGGCUGCUCCAAUACAGAAAACCCAUCCAGACAAUAGUGGAAAUCUUGGCUCCAGUGCUAUUCUCGAUUAUUUUAGUGGUGAUUCGAAGUCUGGUAGAUCCAGAGGCCCACGAUGCUGUUGUCUACGAACCCUUUUGCACGGUGCCUUACGCCAACAGAAUAUCUUUUAUUGGUAAUCUUUGUCCAGAUCCAAAUUCAACCACCAUUGCCAGUAGUGCUUACCAAAGUGCCUUCAAGAAGUACAAAAAACUUACUAAUGGGGAUAAUAAUUCUACAAACCCUUUCGAAAAUUUCACUCUUAUAUACUCUCCUGAAAAUGAUUUCAUUAAUCAAACUAUGCAACCUUUUCGGUCAAUCAUGAAACUGAAAGCCUUCAACAGCUCGUCUGAUCUUCAAGCUUAUUAUGCUACUCAUGGUCUUAACAGUACAUUUGCAGGAAUUCAAUUUGAUGAUGAUUUAAUUGAUCGUCAAAAAUUUGGAAAAAAUAUUAAUAUAAGUAUUCGAUUUCCAGGCGAAUUACGUACAGGUGCUGAUAUUUUUGGUCACAAUAACUGGAGAACAAACUUAAUUUAUCCAGUAUUUCAAACUUCUGGACCUAGAACGCCCGAGAGUACUUCAGGCGCAGUACCACAUUACUACCAAGAAGGCUUCCUGGCACUGCAACACAUGCUUUCGAUUUUUAUAAUAUUGCAGCAGAGACGCCUAAACGUUUCGGAACUGGAUGGGUUACUAACGUCAGACUUUAAGCUGCCGUUUAUAAAAAUGAGGCGUUAUCCUUAUGCUGCUUGGCAAGAAGACAUUCUUUUGACUCCAUUGAAAAGUUUCGUCAGCGUUAUUGUUAUGCUGAGUUUUGUCUAUACUUGCAUUAAUACUGUUAAGGCUAUUACGACUGAGAAGGAGAAACAACUUAAGGAAUCGAUGAAAAUCAUGGGCCUACCAAACUGGUUGCACUGGACAGCGUGGUUUUUGAAAUCCUUUAGCUACCUCAUGAUCUCGAUUAUAUUGAUGGUGGUACUACUAAAAGUGCGAUGGUACACUAAUACAGAGUUCACAGUGUUUACGCACGCCAACCCUUUAGUAUUGCUGAUAUUUUUGUUUUUCUACGUUUGCGCCACAAUUACCUUUUGUUUUGCUGUUAGUGUAUUUUUUUCUAAAGCUAACACAGCAUCUACAAUAGCUGGUCUAAUGUGGUUCUUAUCCUACUCGCCUUAUUCCUUCAUGCAACAAAGCUACGACACUUUAUCGCUGAGUAGCAAGCUUAUAUCUUGCUUAGGCUCAAACACUGCCAUGGCUUUCGGAUUUCAAUUGAUUCUAAUGUAUGAAGGUACUGAAGAUGGUAUCCAGUUCAACAAUAUUUGGAAACCAAACACACCGGACGAUGAUUUAUCUUUGGGGAUCAUUAUGGUAAUGUUGCUGGUGGACACUGUUUUCUAUCUUUUGGUGGCUUUGUAUGUUGAAGCGGUAUUUCCCGGCGAAUAUGGUGUUCCGAAGAAAUGGUAUUUUCCUUUUACUAGAGAGUUUUGGUGUGGAACACCCAGAAUUUCAGGUAUUGAGACUUUUGAAGAAGACGAAGCAGCAAACGAAGGAGAAUAUUACGAAGUCGAACCUAAAAAUCUACAAGCCGGCAUCAAAAUAAAGAAUCUCAAUAAAAUCUUUAAUGGAAAAGCAGCAGUAAAAAACUUGUCUUUGAACAUGUACCAAGAUCAAAUCACUGUACUGCUCGGGCACAAUGGAGCUGGUAAAACCACUACCAUGUCAAUGCUGACUGGCAUGUUCACUCCAACAAGUGGAACGGCCAUAGUCAGUGGUUACGAUAUUCGUUCAAAUAUGGAUGGAGUCAGAGACAGCUUAGGCCUUUGCCCUCAACACAACAUCAUAUUCGAUGAUCUUACCGUGGCUGAACACAUUUAUUUCUUCAGCAGAUUAAAAGGCCUUAAAGGUACAGACAUUGACAACGAAAUAACCAAAUAUGUCGAGUUAUUGGAGUUGCAAGACAAACGCAACUCAAAAUCCAGUACGUUAUCAGGAGGCAUGAAAAGAAAACUUUGCGUCGGUAUAGCCUUGUGCGGUAACUCAAAAGUUGUGAUGCUAGAUGAACCAACAGCAGGAAUGGAUCCUUCGGCAAGAAGAGCCUUGUGGGAUUUAAUGCUCAGUCAGAAAACUGACAGAACUGUUUUACUAUCGACUCAUUUUAUGGAUGAGGCUGAUUUACUUGGAGAUCGGAUUGCUAUAAUGGCUGGAGGCGAGCUUCAAUGUUGCGGCAGUAGCUUUUUCCUCAAGAAAAAAUAUGGCGCAGGUUACCAUUUGAUUAUGGACAAAUCAGGACAAUGCGAUCCUAAACAAGUUACAAAUCUUUUGAGAAAACACAUUCCAAACAUUGAAGUUCAAAGCAAUAUAGGAUCUGAACUAACAUAUCUCCUAGCCGAAAGCCAGUCAUACAUUUUCGAACAAAUGUUGAGGGAUUUGGAACAACACAGCCUGGAACUGGGAGUCAAUAGUUAUGGAAUUUCUUUGACAACUUUAGAAGAAGUUUUUAUGCAAGUUGGAGCUGAUCAUGGUCAACAAAAAACCUCAAAUGGCAAACAAGAAUUGAACGGCAACAUUCCAAUAUCCACAAAAAUCCCUUUGCAAUCAGUUACCUCUAUGGAAUUUCUCUGGAAUCAAAUUGCAGCAAUGUCUUUGAAGAAAGUAUUAAGCAGUAUGCGUUCUUGGAUAUUACUACUGAUCCAAAUAAUAAUGCCAAUAAUUUUUUUGGUGAUUGCUAUUGUUGUGGGCAGGCAACAAAUCAAAUCUGGCGAAUUGCCUCUGAUGCCUUUGGAUUUGAGUAAAUAUUCUGAUCCAGUUUUGCUUCUAGAAGAUACAAUAAAUGCUACUGAGUAUGCGAGUAUUUAUAAAAGCGUAGCUGGAAGGGGUUGUAGGAAAGUUGAUUCUAUUGAAAAAACUAUUUUGAGUUUGACUGCUAAGACUCCGGUGACGGUGAGGAGGAAGUAUUUAGGAGGCGCCUCGUUUUCGGAACCUCCAGAAUUAGUAGAAGUAGAGAAUGUUUUUGACGUCACUUUGACUACUUAUUUUAAUAACGACCCGUACCAUACGCCGGCUGUAGCUUUGGGUGUAGCUUUGAACACCAUGUAUCGAAAAUUGAUGCCUAAUUGUACCGAUUGCAGUAUCGUUUUUAAUAAUUAUCCGAUGCCUUUCAGUGAUCAAACAAAGGUGAACCAAUUGGCGACAGGCAACAACAUGGGAUUCCAGAUCGCCUUCAACAUAUGCUUCAGCAUGGCCUUCGUGUCCUCGUUCUACGUGAUGUUCAUAGUGAGAGAAAAAGUCAGCAAAUCGAAACAUCUUCAAUUCGUCUCGGGAGUAAAAGUGGUCGUUUUCUGGCUGACCACUUUCUUUUGGGACUUUGUCACUUACAUAAUCACCGUAGUGGCUUUGCUGAUUGCUUUGGUGUGUUUCCAGGAAAAUGGAUUUAAAACUUUCAGCGAUUUAGGGAGGCUAUUGUUGAUUUUGAUCUAUUUUGGCUGGUCUAUGUUUCCGAUGAUCUACAUUUCAGGAUUUUUAUUCGAUAUACCUUCGACUGGCUACACAAGAAUGACGCUGUUUAGUAUAUUUACAGGAUGCGUGGCCUUUCUUAUUGUACAAAUACUUCAAACACCAACUUUGGAUUUGGAAUAUGUUGGUAACGCUUUGCACUGGGUGUUUUUGACGGUACCGCAUUACUCGUUGGGUACCGGUAUCCGUGACUCAUACACUUUGUUUUAUUACAACGAUUUGUGCAAUUCUUAUUACAAAUUGUGCAGGCAACAGCAUCCUAAUUUCACCAAAGAGGAAUGUUUGGAAAUUUUUCCUGCUGUGAGUCCUUAUUGUAAAGGGCUUGAUGAUAACUAUUUCAAAUGGGAAUCGCCAGGAAUUGGCAGGAAUUUAGUAUUUUCCUUUAUAACAGGAUUUGUCCUGCUAGUUUCCUUAUUAAUAACAGAAUUUAAAUUGUUUUCUAAAAUCACUUACAAAAUCAGGCAAAAAUAUUCGCCCAAAUACCCUGUGGACGUGCCUGAUGAAGACUCUGACGUCCAAGCUGAAAAAAACAAAAUCCGCGAUACUCCUCAUGAAGAAUUAAUCAGCAAUUACACAAUGGUCCUUAAAGAUUUGACUAAAUACUACAAAAACUUUGUCGCCGUUAACGGCUUGUGUUUAGGCGUCAAAACCCACGAAUGCUUUGGCUUGUUGGGCAUUAACGGUGCCGGUAAGACUUCCACCUUUAAAAUGCUUACCGGCGACGUUAAAGUAUCGCAUGGAGAUGCUUGGGUUAACGGCAACAGCAUCAAAAAUCAAAUGAAGCAAGUGCAAAAAUCUAUAGGAUAUUGUCCUCAGUUUGAUGCACUUUUAGAUGAUUUAACUGCCAGAGAAACUUUGCUGAUGUUCUCCUUGCUACGAGGCAUUCCUUUUGGCCAAUGCAAAAAGGUUGCGGAACAAUUGGCAACUGAUUUCGAUUAUACCAGACAUUUGGAUAAAAGAGUCAAAGAACUUAGCGGUGGCAAUAAAAGGAAGUUGAGUACUUCGAUUGCCUUAAUCGGAGAUCCACCUGUAGUUUAUUUGGAUGAGCCAACAACUGGUAUGGAUGUUGCAACAAAACGUUAUCUCUGGAAUGCGCUUUGUCAAGUCCGAGACAGCGGCAAAACGAUAGUUUUAACCUCGCACAGCAUGGAAGAAUGCGAAGCUCUCUGCACCCGUUUGGCUGUAAUGGUAAACGGCAAUUUCAAAUGCUUAGGGUCGACGCAGCACCUCAAAAACAAAUUCGCCGAAGGCUACACGUUGACGAUCAAAAUUAAAAGAGUUGAAGGUUCGCACUUGCCCACUGAACCCGUCGAGGCUUUUGUGCGUCAGCAAUUUGUCGGCGCUUCUUUAAGGGAGAAGCAUGACGAGUUGCUGACUUUUUAUAUUACGGACAAAAGUAUGCCGUGGUCGAGAAUGUUCGGGAUUUUGGAGGAGGCCAAAAAAAGACAGGAUUUGAACAUCGAGGAUUAUUCUUUGGGGCAGAGUAGUUUGGAACAAGUGUUUCUUACUUUUACAAAGUUGCAAUAUCAAACGGCAUCUUCUUAACCUAUUAGGUCUUUAUUAAAUUAAUUUUUAGCAGUAUUAGCUUUUAAUAAUUGAUUGUGAUACGUUAAUAGUUGAAAUAAAAUAUUCCUAAGUCUAAAGCACUAUUAUAUAUGUUUGUUGUUGAAUGCAUUUUUAUAUUUUAUUUAUGACUUGAUAUUAAAUAUAAUGUAUAUUUUUGUGUACAAAUAUUAGU
Ceutorhynchus assimilis (cabbage seed weevil) is the source of this 6025-nucleotide messenger RNA. The record is from the annotation of a GenBank genome assembly. Lineage: Eukaryota; Metazoa; Arthropoda; Insecta; Coleoptera; Curculionidae.